Molecule: messenger RNA, 2205 nt
Organism: Rosa rugosa (rugosa rose)
Lineage: Eukaryota; Viridiplantae; Streptophyta; Magnoliopsida; Rosales; Rosaceae
Product: O-fucosyltransferase 1
Exons: 10
Coding region: 149-1711 (520 amino acids)
Cellular component (GO): trans-Golgi network; endosome; cytoplasm
Source: RefSeq, a predicted model, not a curated record
CCUAAAAUUGUCAUUUCAUAAAUGAAUCAUAGACCCGACCCGACCCGACCAACACUAAUAUAUAGUCGAGACUCUCGUGAGAGAUUCAGGACGCACCGAGAUUAAAGAAAGUGGGAGUUGAAGAGUGAGAAGCUCAACUUCUGAAGCAAUGCGAAGAGCGGGGCUUUAUAAUCGGCAGCAUGCGAAGCAAGUGGGAGGAGGAGCGAGUGUGAAGGCCAAGGUUGGGAAGCUAUUGCUCGCCGUUGUCGUCCUCUUGAUCUGCACCGUUUCCUUGCUCUUUACGUCCGCCUCCACCAGUGGCGGUGCUGCUGGAUCUGGCUAUCGCUCUGAGAUCAAUUUGGAAAAACUUUGGAGAAGUGCUGACUCUGGAGGUUGGAGGCCGUCAUCAGCUCCACGAUCGGAUUGGCCUCCUCCACCAAGCGAGACUAACGGCUACCUACGUGUGCGCUGUAAUGGUGGUCUCAAUCAACAACGUACUGCGAUCUGUAAUGCAGUUCUGGCAGCAAGAAUAAUGAAUGCUACCCUUGUGCUGCCGGAAUUGGAUGCAAACUCUUUUUGGCACGAUGACAGUGGUUUUCAGGGAAUCUAUGAUGUCGAGCAUUUCAUCAGGUCAUUAAGGUUUGAUGUAAAAAUUGUAGAAAAGAUGCCCGAAAUUCGCAAAAAUGGGAAGACCAAGAAGAUAAAAGCUGUACAGCUUCGACCACCAAGAGAUGCUCCUAUCAGUUGGUAUACUACAGAUGCUCUUCAGAAAAUGAAGGAGCAUGGGGCUAUCUAUCUAACUCCCUUUUCACAUCGUUUGGCGGAAGAAAUUGACAACGCCGAGUACCAACGGCUGAGGUGCAGGGUUAACUAUCAUGCUCUGAUAUUUAAGCCAAAUAUUAUGAAGUUAAGUCAAUCGAUAGUUGAUAAGCUCCGUACACAAGGUCACUUCAUGUCUAUACAUCUUCGUUUUGAGAUGGAUAUGCUGGCAUUUGCUGGGUGCUUUGAUAUCUUUAACCCAAAAGAGCAAGAGAUUUUGAAGAAGUAUCGAAAUGAAAAUUUUGCACCAAAGAAGCUUGUUUAUAAGGAAAGAAGAGCAAUCGGAAAAUGCCCAUUAACUCCAGAAGAGGUCGGUCUUAUUUUACGCGCAAUGGAAUUUAACAAUUCUACCAGGAUAUACCUAGCUGCUGGUGAACUAUUUGGUGGGGAGAGAUUCAUGAAACCAUUCCGUGCUUUGUUCCCUCACCUUGAGAACCACAGUUCUGUGGAGCACUCAGAUGAGCUACCAGAGAACACCCAGGGAUUAAUAGGGUCUGCAGUGGAUUACAUGGUUUGUCUCCUCUCUGAUAUUUUUAUGCCUACAUAUGAUGGACCUAGCAACUUUGCCAACAAUCUCCUUGGACACCGCCUCUAUUAUGGUUUCCGGACCACAAUUAGACCUGAUAGAAAAGCCCUUGCUCCAAUCUUCAUUGAUCGCGAGAAAGGACGAAAAUCAGGUUUUGAAGAAGCUGUUAGGCAAGUGAUGCUAAAAACAAACCUUGGCGGCCCUCACAAGCGGAUCUCACCCGAGUCUUUCUAUACAAAUUCUUGGCCAGAAUGCUUCUGCCAAACAUCUCCAAAGAAUCCGGCAGAUAAAUGUCCACCAGAUAAUGUUUUGGAAAUUCUGAACAGCCAGUUAAGUCAAGAGAAUGAUGAUCCGGAAUCAAAUUCAACAUCUGUUAGAGAGAGAUGAUACAACAACCUCAGGAUUUGUAGUUGCUGAUAGCUCCUUUCCCAUACUAUAGAUUAUUGAAGCCCUGUGUGCCUGAAGGAUAAGGAAUGGGUUUCUACAAUCAUGCUCUGCCUUUCAGGCUCCAUCUUGGGCAUUUGGAGGUAGGGUUGAGUUUAUCUCGGGGUUUAUAUCACUGUUCUUCACAGUAUGGACAAAGAGAAGGGCAAGUUGACAAUAUUUGAUCGACCUCUUUGUAUAAUGAUCAUCUUAUAGUAUUACUUCACAUUACCAAAAUCCACUAUUGGAUUAUUACUUUGGUAUACUCAUUCUAGAUUUGACACGCAUUGUAUUAUUCACUUUAAUAUAGUUUUUGAAAAUCUAAAUUGAUGUCUAAAAUUGUUAGAAUGAUGAUUGAGGGGGGAGUAGGAGACCCCAUUAUUCUAUAGAGGAUCAAAAUUAGAUCAAUGACUGAUGAUAUAUUAAAUGAUGAAGUACUAUUCUUCUGCUUAAUUUUC